Molecule: messenger RNA, 3396 nt
Organism: Kluyveromyces marxianus DMKU3-1042
Lineage: Eukaryota; Fungi; Ascomycota; Saccharomycetes; Saccharomycetales; Saccharomycetaceae
Gene: TPS3
Product: trehalose 6-phosphate synthase/phosphatase complex subunit
Exons: 1
Coding region: 1-3396 (1131 amino acids)
Biological process (GO): trehalose biosynthetic process
Cellular component (GO): cytosol; alpha,alpha-trehalose-phosphate synthase complex (UDP-forming)
Molecular function (GO): catalytic activity
Source: RefSeq, a predicted model, not a curated record
AUGGUUGUUAUUAUUGCUUCGCUAUUUUUGCCAUUCCAGCCGCAGUUUGAGAUCCAUACGUCUGCUGUGGAAACAGCAACGUUGGUCGAAUCUCAGCCGGUGAAAGUUGUUGAUUCUGAAGGGUUGAGUGCGCUAGCUUUAAGCCGCAAACGAAGCAGUUCGUCGCAUUCGAGGUCGCCAUUUGUUGGUCUAGAGAUGAGUGCUGCUCCUGAUGAGGAAAACUCGGGUCAAUUGGGCUCACAGGGCCAGAAGGAAGGGUCUGUUCCGGCUGCGCCAGUGCCAAUUCCAAUGCAAUCGACGGAGUUUGCACACCGUCGUUCUGACGAGGUUACCAAACCUGUGGUGGCCCAGCCGCAGAUAUCGUCUGAAUUGUUCAUGGAGAGUCUUACUGGGAACUCGCACGGGAAUUCCCAGGGCCCAGGGCCCCACCAUGGGCCCAUUGGUGGUGGUCCCUCGGUGGAAGAAUUUUUCUCAAGCGGGUCGCCUGAUUCGGCGAUGUCUAUCCAGUCGAGCCCCGUGGUUAGCAGCGUGCACCCUAGCGGGAUGGACUCGACGUCGAACCUGCUCAAGAACGUGAACCGGUCGUUGUUGUACCAGACGGUUUUGAACGAGUCGCACUCGGCUUCUGCGCUCGAAGGUGCGUCCAAGUUUUUCCGGAACAGUCCGGGAAGCACAGUGAUCACGCCGCGGUCGCGGGCGUUGCCCGACGUGAACGCGAGCGUGUCGCCCUUGGGGAAGGGCGGGCUUCAUGGGAAGUCGCAGGCGCAGGCCCAGGCGCCUGCGAUCAAGCACGUUCACGGGAGCAAGCCUCCUUCUUCGAACUUGAAGUACUCGUCGAAAGCGUCGGCAGAAGAGGAGGAGGGAGAGUUCUCCUCCGGUGGAGCCCACGACUCGUCAUCGCUCGAGGAUACGGCCGUUAGUGAGACGGAGGAGGAGCCUGAGCCCGAGUCUACACUUGAAGAAGAAGACGAAGAAGAACUCGACGACUACGAUAUGGACCAGUUGGACUCCUCGGAAAGGUUCCACUACUACGUGCCAAAGUUCGGUGGGUACUCGAACAACGCCAAGCUCAGAAACGCAUUGCUGAAGGGCUCAGAUAACAUCUUCGGCACCGCGCCAUGGUCCAUCGUUCCGUCCCCCAAGGGCAACGGUGGGCUCAAGAACGCUGUUUCCACCGCACUGCUCGAGAAGACCGUGGUAGAGCCAGUCACGUGGGUCGGUACCGUGGGGAUCCCCACCGAUUCGAUCCCUAAGUCGACGUUGAAUGCGAUCUGCGAGGAAUUGGGCAAGAACUUCCACUCGAGAGCCGUUGUGACCGAUGACUUGACCUUCAAGGGCGCCUACAAGAACUACUGCAAGCAGAUAUUGUGGCCCACGCUCCAUUACCAAAUCCCAGAUAAUCCAAACUCGAAAGCGUUCGAAGACCAUUCGUGGAAUUACUACCAGCACUUGAACCAGCUCUUCGCCGAUGAGAUCGUCAAGGUGUACCAGGAGGGCGAUAUCGUGUGGGUCAAUGACUACCACUUGAUGCUUGUUCCCGAGAUGGUGAGGGAGAAGUUGCCCAAGGCCAAGAUUGGGUUCUUUUUACACAUCUCCUUCCCCAGUAGUGAGGUGUUCCGUUGUUUCCCACAAAGAGAGAAGAUCUUGAGCGGGAUCCUAGGUGCCAACUCUGUUGGUUUCCAAACGGACGAGUACGCCAGACAUUUCAUGCAGACCGCGACGCGGUUGUUGAUGACCGAUGUGGACGGAAACCAGUUGAGAAUGCAGGGCAGAAUCGUGCAAGUGAACGACAACCCAAUCGGUAUCGAUGUGUUCAACCUGAACCAGCAAAUCGACACGGAACGUGUCGUGCAAUGGAGAAAACUCAUCAGAGAGAGAUGGUCCGACAAGAGCUUGAUCGUGUGCAGGGACCAAUUCGAUCGUAUAAGAGGGUUGAAGAAGAAGAUGCUUGCAUACGAGAGGUUCUUGAAGGAGAACCCAGAGUACAUCGAUAAGGUGAUUAUGAUCCAGAUUUGUCUUGGAGCGGCAAGAGACGUGGAGCUUGAGCGGGAUAUAAUGACGGUGGUGGACCGGAUCAACGCGAUGUCGCAUGACAUUAGUAUUUCUCAACCCGUGGUUCUUUUGCACCAGGACUUGGAGUUCUCGCAGUACUUGGCGCUCAACUGCGAAGCAGAUUUGUUCAUCGUGGGCUCGAUGAGAGAAGGUAUGAACUUGACGUGUCACGAGUUUGUUGUUUGUUCCAAGGAACGCAAUGCGCCCGUGUUGCUUUCGGAAUUCACAGGCAGUGCGCAGAUCUUGAAGCGUGGUGCGUUGCUCAUUAACCCUUGGGAUAUCCGUUCGUUUGCGCUAAGUAUCAAGCAAGGUUUGGAGAUGUGUCCAGAGGAGAAGAGACGUCGUUGGAAGAAGAACUUCAAGAGCGUUGUGAACCACGACUCGGACAACUGGAUCACCCAAUCGCUACACAACAUCAACUCCUCGUGGGAAUUCAACCAGGAAAGGUCCCAGGUGUUCAGUUUAUCGGUGAACGAGAUCUUGUCGUCGUUCAACAAGUCGACGAGACACUUGUUUGUGUUGAAGAUUUCCGAGCCUCCUACGCCAAGGAUGUUGAAGAUUCUUUCAGACUUGAGCACAUCAAGCGUCGUUUACAUCAUGAACUCGAACUCGCGCGGCGUGCUAGAGAGACUUUACUCGCGUGUUCCAAACGUUGGUUUGAUUGCCGAAAACGGUGCGUACGUGAGAUUGAACGGUUCGUGGUUCAACAUUGUUGAGCAAGUGUCAUGGAAAGAGGAUGUGAUCAAGGUGUUUGAGGACAAGGUCGAGAGAUUGCCCGGGUCCUACAUCAAGGCAGGCGAUUCGAUGGUGAAAUUCCACACGGAAAAUGCCGAGGACAGCGACCGUGUGCAAGGUGUUAUUGGUGAAGCCAUGACCCACAUCAACACGUUGUUCUCGGACAAGGGAAUCCAUGCGUACGUUCACAAGAACAUUGUGUUUGUGCAGGAAGUCGGGUUGUCGUUGAAGACUAUGCAAUUUUUGUUGAACUACUACAACUCUGUGGACGAUGUGUCGUGCGCUCCACAGUCGCCAGUGAAGCAAAAGAGUUCUGCCGAGACCUCGCACUCCCCAUUGCUCUCGCCAAUCUCGCCCCGGAACGGUGCAGGGUUUUUCCACGUGGCUCCAAAGCGCGCCAACAGCGAUCCUAUCGAUUUCUUGUGCGUGACAGGGUCCUCUUCUCCCGUGAUCGAGCCAUUGUUCCAGUUCGUGAACGAGUUGUCGAAGAACGACAAGAUCCGCAGCGCGUACUCCGUGGUGCACGGAGACACCUCUUCCACGUACGCCAAGGAGCACGUGAAGGGUUUGAACGAGUUGUUUUCGAUUUUGCAAAGACUGGGGCAAUGA